GUGCUCGCGUGUCCCACCCGCCCUCUGUCUUACAAGCUCAUCACUUCCAGUCUCGCUCGCCACUGAGAUCCCCGCUUCCUCUUUCUCAAGCUGCGAUCGCCAUCCUUGAUCUGAAGCUAUAGAAUGAAUAUUGAGCUCGCGGACGUGUCCUUCGAAGCUAGCGAGUGGGAUGUAAAGCGAGCCUUUGGUGCCAUCCUUCACGGCGAAGGUUUCUACAAUGCAUCUGACCCAAAGUCGCGACCCAUCAACUUCAAGGUCUCACUGAACCCUGGCCGCGGUGGCGUCCAAAAUAAUGGCUCGGGAGAGCUGAUCCUGCCUAAUCGCAAGUUGGGUGAUAAACUCCUGAAAUGGGUGUACGAAGAUCACAACCCGGUCCUCGUACUCGGACGAAAGAUCAGGCUUUUCCGAAGUAAAGAUCGACCCAGCCGGAGCUUGCAGGAGACGCUCGAUAAAACUCCAUAUCUCGAUCCUGCCCUCGAAGAGAAACGGGAAGAGAAGCUCAGAAAGCUUGACAUGGGCUUACAUGUCGAUAAACUCCAGUUUGGCGUGUUCUAUCGUCACCCGCAAGAUCCUAUGACUGCCUCUCGGAUAUUCUCUCGCGAGUUUGAGUGGGGCCACCGGAAUAAGGGAGCGGGAAUGAUGUGGUUUGAAUACGAUCACAAGCUCAUCCGCAUCCAGCUUGGGGACAAGAUGACCGAAGAAAUCGGCUCCAACGUCGCUAUCACCUUCUCAAACAUUCGACGAAUGGCUAUAGGUAUGGAUUAUGGCAAUCCAUUCAUUGUAUUUGAGCUGUUGACGCCUCCGAUGCUCGAACGCGAGCGCUUCAACCGCACAAGGACCGGCGAGGAUUGGCGAGACCAACGCAAGUUUAGGCAAAGGCUCAGCAGUCUCAACGACGCCCACGCAGUUGUAGCUCCGUACGCGCACCACAUCCGCCUCAUCCUCCAUUCGGAGCAAGACAUCCUCACAUUCGCGGAGUUAUGCACUGUGGCCGAUCUCAAGAAGCCGUUCUGGAUCAACGUCGAAUCUUUCAACAACGGCUUCUUUUCGCCGAAACAACUCCAUCUAUACCACAUUUGGGUUUCCAAGUUUGCUUGGCCCGUUGCCUUCCAGCUUGAGUCCCUUCUCCACAAUGGCUUACUACACACUGAGGAUCUUCUCAAGCACUUCCGGAGCCACAUCGAGAAGCUCUGUCGAGACUAUCCCGAUGAUGCAGGCGACAUCCUUCGUGACUUCUCCGAGGCGCUUCGUACCAAGGCUCCUCUAGAUACUUACAUGGACUGCUUCCGUCGCGUUACGCCCGGUACGGGAGGACAGAAGUGGGGGACACUUCGCAGCGACGGUCAGAUGACGGAGCGGGCGCGGGACUCUGGAAAGUUCAAAUGCUAUCACGUUACAUUCACUCCUACCCGUAUCCUCCUCGAGGGACCUUACGUGAGCCAAAGCAAUCGUGUCAUCCGACAGUUCGCCGGGUACGAGGACCACUUUCUCCGUGUCGACUUCCGCGACGAGGAUCGCCUACAGUACAGAUGGGCACGAGAGGUUGAUGGUACGACACUCCUGGAAGAGCGCGUGGGUGGCACGCUGAAACACGGCUUCGACCUCGGAGGGCGCCACUUCGAGUUCCUCGCAUAUUCACAAUCCGCUUUGCGCGAGCACGCGGUGUGGUUCAUGAACCCCUUCGAUCACCCAACACGAGGUUACGUAGACGGACAACGCAUCCGCGACAGCCUAGGCGACUUUUCCAAGGUCAUCGACGCGCCGUCGAAGUAUGCCGCACGUCUCGCUCAAGCGUUCACGGCAACGGACCCAUCUGUGUCUAUUUCACACGACCAGUGUGAGGAGAUGUCUGACAUGGGCGAAGAACCGUACCUGUUCACCGACGGAGUCGGCACCAUCUCGCCCAAGCUGGGCGAUAUGAUCUGGGAGGCCUUGUGUACAGCGAAAGAAGAUCUCCGGCGCCAUGAGCGCAAGCCCUCCGCGUAUCAAAUACGGUACCUAGGAUAUAAAGGUAUGGUGGGUAUUGACGAACGACUUGAGGGUGUCAAGAUGCGCCUCAGGCCGUCCAUGAAUAAGUUCGACGCCCUUGACAAGGACGUUGCGCCAAUUGAGAUUGCACGCUGGUUCGACAACCCGGGAACUUCAUAUCUGAACAGGUCACUCGUCAUGAUCCUCGAAGACCGCGGAGUGGACAAGGCAGUGUUCCAGAAGCUGCAAGACAAGGCGGUGGAAGCAGUGGUCACGGCGUCCGACUCCAUCGAUGGAACCGUCACAUUACUCAAGACGCACAACAUCGGGCUCAGUCUCGGACUGCCGUAUAUUCUCAGAGGCCUUAAGGCUAUCGGGAUGGGAAUGAAGGAAAAAGAAGUGACCACCGGAACCCUCAAUGAUACCUUCCUCUACAGUCUGAUUGGAUAUGCUCAAGCCCACAUUCUGCGCGACAUGAAGCACAGUGCCAGGAUACCGAUUCCGGACAGCUAUCUCCUUGUGGGUUUGGCAGAUGAAGGGCCUGCGUAUGAGGCGGAGGGUGUGCAGAACGUCUUCUGCCUCAAGGAAAACCAAAUCUUCGCUUGUGUUCAGAACGAGACGGACGAUGAACCAACUUACCUUCAAGGCGUAGUGGUGAUUUCUCGUAGUCCUGUCGUCCACCCCGGAGAUGUUCAGCGUGUAUAUGCUAUUGGCAAGCCUCCCGAUGACAAGGUCUGCUUCUUCCGGAACCUUAGGAACGUGGUAGUUCUCCCCUCCGUUGGGAAGCGUUCGCUCGCUUCUAUGUUAGGUGGAGGUGAUCUUGAUGGGGACCUCUACUCCGUCAUCAAAUAUAGCCCCUUGCUGCCGACCGAGCAUGCAGACCCUGGAUCAUAUGAACCUGUAGGUACUAAGAGACUUCCAGAUGGACGGCAAAGCACUGUGGACGAUAUCUGCGAUUUCGUCGUAGAGUAUCUCAACUCCGACGUUUUGGGUCUCCUUUCCGAUCGACACCUGAUAAUUGCGGACCAAUCGCGAGAGGGAACAAACGACCCGGCUUGCCUAGAUUUGGCUCAAUUGUGUAGUCAAGCCGUCGACUACCCAAAGAAUGGAAUCCCGGUGGAUAUUCAUGAUUCUCCUCGCCUAUUGAUUCGUUUCAAGCCAGACUGGAAGAUGGCCGAAGACAACGACCCUCGCGACACAGACUACUACUUGUCCCCUCGAGCGCUGGGAGAAUUGUUCCGGAGCAUCACAAUCCCGAAGCCCAAACCAUCUGCUGAGUCUUUCCCCAACCCUGAUGGGCCCAAGAUUGUAUCAAAGCCUGCGAAGAGAGAACCGCCACUCUCAGAUGUCAUCUCCUUGGCGCUGAAGCCAUUCAUCGAGCGGCAGCUGCACUUCUACGAGAAUUCCGACAGGAACGUGGCCGAUAUGAGGGGCCUUUUCCUCCGCUACGAGCAAGAGCUACGGUACAUCUGUGUCACACACGCUCUCUCCGAUGCCCCGGACAUACGGCUGCAGGAAGAGGAAGUUGCGAUUGGGACAAUCCUUGCGAACUGCUCCCAGCAUCGCUGGAGAACCGACCGUAUGCAUCGCAUGCGCAUGCACGCGGGAGAACUUGCUCGGGAAAUCAAGUACAAGUUAUAUCACCCCUCCGACGUCUUGAAUCCGGACCAAGGCGAGCUCCUCUACGGUCUGUCGCAGGCGUGGCUUGCGUGGGACUUUGGGACGAGGAACAGCUCCGUGUUCGGCGCGCGGAGCUUUAGUCUAGUCGCUCUAGGGGUGGUACUGGAUACCCUGUCGAAGCUGGGUGGCAUUCCGUGACGUUUCUGUAUUGCAUGUUGUAGCCUCGAUGAGUGUGUGGCAUCUUCUGAUUUGUAUGUGUAUGAUGUAGUGCAGUAUUGAGUCCCUGCAGAUCAAUGUAACCCUAUGCUAUGGUCACCGUGUUACCCC
Molecule: messenger RNA, 3915 nt
Organism: Dichomitus squalens LYAD-421 SS1
Lineage: Eukaryota; Fungi; Basidiomycota; Agaricomycetes; Polyporales; Polyporaceae
Product: RdRP-domain-containing protein
Exons: 16
Coding region: 124-3786 (1220 amino acids)
Biological process (GO): siRNA processing
Cellular component (GO): nuclear RNA-directed RNA polymerase complex
Molecular function (GO): RNA-directed RNA polymerase activity
Source: RefSeq, a predicted model, not a curated record